Ceratosolen solmsi marchali is the source of this 2569-nucleotide messenger RNA. RefSeq names its product protein SERAC1. The record is from RefSeq and is a predicted model, not a curated record. Bases 320 to 2281 code for a protein of 653 amino acids. The transcript has 14 exons. NCBI's taxonomy places the organism in Eukaryota, Metazoa, Arthropoda, Insecta, Hymenoptera, Agaonidae.
CGCCACCACCACCGCCUCCUCCACCUCCUCGAGCACGACGAAAAAGACACUCCAACGUGCUAUGGAGUGUAGACUGCCACAACCACCGAAUAUCAGUAUGGGAAUUGCCACUACACUACGCUCAUUGCUCGGGUCUUAGCCUCAGCACCGUACACUCAGGUCGCCAAUAUAGAUUUGCUCACACGUACGAGGCGAAUUUUGUCGUGUAUCAGUUACGCGUUUAUCGAAUUGGGCGCGAUGGGAGAGGAAGAGAGAUUGACGACGGUUGACCGACGCGAGUUGAGGGGCAAGAGAGAAAAACAGCCUGAAAGCCGCAACGAUGCAAUGUGGAUGUUGGAUUUUGUAUCAAAUAAGGCAAACGUCAAUAUUACUUAACUCUAUUAUUUCACCAAAAGUUCUUGAAUUAAAUCAUGCAAGAGCACAAUAUAUCUAUAUAAAUAAUCCUAAAUUUGAGAAUAUUUUUAUGUCCAAUCAUGCAAAUGAUUUCAAUUUUACUAGCGAUGAAGACCCAAUACGAUUAUCUUUUAUUAGUAAGUGGUGGAAAACAUGGAACAACAAUUUAGCUUUUCGUUUAUUUCAAGUUGCUUAUACAGGAAGUAAAAUGGAAAGAAUCAAAGCCAUACAUUCACUUAGUACUAUGAAAGAUUUAAAGGAUUGGCAAUAUGGUCAGAUAUCUCAGAUGUUAGAUGCAAGAACUGCCGUCGCUUUAGCACGAUCACCUGGGAUUGAUUUACGAUUUUUUUUAAAACCACCAUAUUUCAAUCAACAAUUGCAAAUUCAUGAAAUUGUUGAAAAAGUUCAUAGCCUAUUAAUAAAACUAAAUACUCGUUGUGAAGGAAUUCAUCCAUGUCUUUUGAACUUUAUAAAUAAGAAAUUUCAAAAUUAUCUACACGAUUCCACAAUUAUGGAACCCGAUAUAAGCAAUGAUGGAUUGUCAUCACUUAUCAAAUGGGAUAUAAAUUUUUUACAAAAUUGCUUAGAAGCCAUUCUGCAUCAUUCUUCUUUAAACAAUCACAGCAAUGAUAUAGUUGAUGUCGGAGGGCUACAAAUUUUAAUGAAUAUUUAUAAGCUUCUGGGGGAUAAUAUCGAUAUAUGUGCAUUAAUAGCUAAAAUACUUUCAAAUAUAUCAUUGAAUCCAGAAUAUUUAGAAGACAUCUUUAGAUCUGGAUGGAUAAGGAUUUUGACAUCAUGGUCCUAUCAUCAAGAUAUUCGAAUUUCAACUUUAGCAAGUUGUGCACUUGCGAAUUUAGAUACUGAUGACAUCGAGCACGAAACGUAUCCUCAAAAAAUUUAUCUUCUUCAUCCAUUACAUAGGGUUUCGUCUAAAAGGGAUUUAGAUGUUAUUUUUAUACAUGGAUUACUUGGUGGUGUAUUUGUGACAUGGAGACAGCGUGAUCUAGAUAAAUCAACUCACGUACCUGAUAUAAAAAAUAAUUACAAUACAUUGAGUUUAUCGGAAAUGGUCGAUACUCAUCCUUCAGAGUUUUUAAAAGAUUUAGCCCGAGAUUCGGAGAUUCGCGAAUGGCAACGUAUCGGUCAGGAUUUCGAUGUCGUAUUGCAUGAUUGUCCAAUAAACGUUGACUCUAAAAAUAUCGUUGAUUCAUUUUUUUGUAAAGGUUCUGAUAAAUGUAUGCAACAAAGUGAGAUGGAUUAUAAGAUUCGAACACAAUGUUGGCCAAAAGAUUGGUUACCUCGAGACGUGCCAAAUUUACGAAUAUUAGGAAUUAAUUAUAGAACUAAUUUAUCCAUGUGGGCUUCUUUGUGCCCAAUUACAGGUGAUAGAAGUACAAUAAAAGAUCGAAGCGAUGAAUUUACCGAAAAACUUGUAACGGCUGGGGUAGGGAAGCGCUCGAUAAUUUGGGUUUGUCACUCAAUGGGUGGACUUCUUGUAAAAAAAAUGCUUGUUGAAGAGUGGAAAAAUGGAGAUAAAAACAAUCUACUUCGUAAUUCGAAAGGAAUUAUAUUUUACAGUACACCACAUCGGGGUUCUCGCGUUGCGGCUUUAAAUCAAACAACACAAUUAUUGGUUUGGCCAUCCGCAGAAGUUCAGGAAUUACGAGAACAGUCUCCACAGCUAUUACAGCUGCACGAGGAUUUUUUAAAAAUGCUUAAAGAGUAUAAUAUUGAAGUAAUUAGUUUUGGAGAAACAAAGCCAACUCGUGUCACUGCAUUAAAAGUACCUCUGAGAUUUGUAAAUUCUGAUUCAGCAGAUCCAAAUAUUGGUGAAUUUUUUGAAAUUCCACAAGAUCAUUUGUCUAUAUGUAAACCUGCCAACAGGUGAAAAUUUUGUUUUCAAUAUUUUCAAACAAUCCGUAAUAAUUAAUUACCUAAUUACAUUAUUAAUAUUUCAGGCAGUCCUUUUUGUACCAAAAAGUACUUGCUUUAAUUAAGCGCCAUACUCAGUCUAACCACGAAAACAGAUAUUUUUGGAAGCUACUUUUUUCGUUCUAAACAUAUUUAGUCAAUACUAACAAUAACUUAUACAGUAUGUGUAUAUAACUAUUGAACAUGAAUGUAUAAUUUAUAAUACAGAGCAAUUAAGAUUGAAUAAAUAAUAUUUUUGUUAUGA